AUGGCAUCGUCCCUUUUGCGAAUCCUCCCGAUCGCACUCUUAUUCACGGGAGAUCUAAUUUCGGCUCAGUCUAUGAGUAUUGACUCAGAUGACAACGUCAUUUCUACAGCAAAAACCCUCGCUGCCAAUGCGUUAACCUAUUACCAUGGAACUGAACCAGGACAGACACCUGGUAUUCUACCUGGCCCACCUCCCGCGGGCGAUUAUUACUGGUGGGAAGGUGGUGCGCUUUGGGGCACAAUGAUAGAUUAUUGGCAUUAUACUGGCGAUACUACCUACAAUGACAUCGUUACCCAAGCCAUGCUUUUCCAGACUGGCCCUAAUAGAGAUUACAUGCCUCCCAAUGUUACCGCUUCAUUAGGUAACGAUGACCAAGGAUUCUGGGGCAUGUCUGCGAUGUUGGCUGCCGAAGUCAACUUCCCCAACCCCCCCUCCGAUCAACCUCAAUGGCUAGCCUUAGCCCAAGCAGUUUUCCACACACAGGCUGAUCCAAACCGUCAUGAUGAUACAUGCGGCGGUGGUUUGCGAUGGCAAAUUCCCUUCGCCAACAAUGGAUAUGACUACAAGAACAGCAUUGCCAACGGCUGUUUCUUCAAUCUCGGUGCUCGAUUAGCGCGUUAUCUGCAUAAUCAGACAUAUGCUGACUGGGCUGAAAAGACUUGGGACUGGGUUACCAGCAUCGGACUCAUGGAUGGAGACUACCGAAUCUAUGAUGGUGCUCACGUCGAAACAAACUGCACUGAUAUCAAUAGGGCACAGUUCUCUUACAACAAUGCCGUUUAUCUCUUGGGUGCAGCUUACAUGUAUAACUAUACUGACGGUGACCAAAAAUGGGAACAACGAAUCAACGGUCUCGUUGACGCAACGAUUCGGGACUUCUUCCACAAUAAUGUAGCCUUUGAAAUUUCCUGCGAAGAGCACAUGACUUGCACGACAGAUAUGUUAAGUUUCAAGGGUUAUUUACAUCGAUGGAUGACCACCAUGACCCAAAUUGCUCCCUUCACGGCCGCAAAAGUUCUACCUGUCCUAAAGCAAUCCGCUCAAGCCGCAGUAUCCCAAUGUACUGGCGGAACUGACGGGAAAACUUGCGGAUUUGAGUGGACUAGCGGUAAAUUCGAUGGCAGCAUGGGUGCUGGGCAGACGAUGAAUGUAUUAGGCGCCGUCUCAUCCCUCUUAGUCGACAAGGCGCAACCACCGGUGACGCAGGAAAGCGGAGGUACCAGCCAAGGUGACCCGAACGCUGGCCAGGACAGUGACUCGUUCAUGAAUACCCCUGCGCCAAUAACCACGGGUGACCGCGCAGGUGCUGGUAUUCUGACUGCGUUGGUGCUUGCCUCUUGCGUUGGAACUUUUGCCUGGAUGAGCAUUGGGGACUGA
This is a messenger RNA of Hypoxylon fragiforme, 1377 nucleotides long. RefSeq names its product glycoside hydrolase family 76 protein. The transcript is spliced from 4 exons. Gene Ontology annotation, molecular function: mannan endo-1,6-alpha-mannosidase activity. The record is from RefSeq and is a predicted model, not a curated record. Gene Ontology annotation, biological process: fungal-type cell wall biogenesis; carbohydrate catabolic process. The coding region runs from base 1 to 1377 and encodes 458 amino acids. NCBI's taxonomy places the organism in Eukaryota, Fungi, Ascomycota, Sordariomycetes, Xylariales, Hypoxylaceae.